Anthonomus grandis grandis is the source of this 7294-nucleotide messenger RNA. RefSeq names its product regulating synaptic membrane exocytosis protein 1 (gene Fife). Gene Ontology annotation, biological process: calcium ion-regulated exocytosis of neurotransmitter; positive regulation of synaptic transmission; regulation of synaptic plasticity. Gene Ontology annotation, molecular function: transmembrane transporter binding; small GTPase binding. The record is from RefSeq and is a predicted model, not a curated record. NCBI's taxonomy places the organism in Eukaryota, Metazoa, Arthropoda, Insecta, Coleoptera, Curculionidae. The transcript is spliced from 18 exons. Gene Ontology annotation, cellular component: presynaptic membrane; cytoskeleton of presynaptic active zone. Bases 321 to 3521 code for a protein of 1066 amino acids.
CUGGUCCGCGUUCCCGGAAAAUCAUUUUUCCUUCUCUGGUCCGAGUUUUUCCCGGAAAAUUCGUUAAGAGGUGAAGUGCUGGUAGUGGUGGAGCGGGAUUUUUUUUUGUGCGCGGGAAAUUUGAAUUUUUCGAUUAAUAAAAUUGAAAAAAAGAAAAUCAGUGACCGCGAUGACAGCAGGACAGACUUCGCCUCGGAAAAUCAACGACUGGACAGGCACGGAAACUUAGUUUUUCGCCAGGACCUAAAUUAACGGGAAGAGAAAAUGUUGCCUACGAACGUAAUGUCUUUUAUGAAAAAGGUCGCAUAACUGACAACAGGAUGAGCUGGAGUAACUUUACUUCCUGUUGCGAGUUUCCCUUGAACAUUUAUAAUAUGGCGUCGACUUUCCAAAGAAGGAUGGUGGCGGCGGAGCCUGGGCCCCAGAACGCCAACUCGGAGGCCCCCGAGGGGGGCACCACCUUCGGCAAACUGAGGCAGACGCUGUCCUCGUCUUUGCUCACUGCCCAGGACAAGGUAGUAAACAAAAUGGGCCCGCGGCCUUCCCUCAUCCCCGACCUACCCCCGGUGGAGCAACAACAACACCAAUCCCCCCCAACGGAAGAAAAACCCUUGGCCCCACCGAAAACCGAGCCGGGGAAACCCCCGAGUCGCGCAGGCGCCUGCCGCGUCUGUCUCAAGGCCUUCAAACCGGACGACUUCAGUCGCACAUGCGCCACCUGUACGCAACGCGUCUGCGAGGACUGCGCAAGCUACAGUAAACUGUCGGAGAGUGAGGACCCGGCCAACUGGACCUGCAGCGUAUGUCGAAGGAAGAUGCAGUCCAGAGCCACCGUGAUAUCUCAGGACUCCAACGAGAGCCUACUGGAAAUCCCCCUUCAGGAGUUGCAGAGGAGACACUCGGAGGCGAGGCUCGGCUCCUCCAGCGGAGGCUUGAACGUAGGAGGCCUGGGCAGCGGCUUGGCCCCUCCCAGGAGCCCCGAGCUGCGCAGACACUCCGACGUGUCUCCCGCGUCUCUUAAGGAGCUUGAAAAGCUUAAGGGUGGCGGAGGCUCGAAGACCCCUGAUCCGGACUGGACCAGGGGCGGGGGAAGGUCGCGGGCAGGUUCCAGGGCCAACAGUCCGCCCCGAGGGGUCACCUCGGACGUUUUGCCUCAGAUCCCGAGGUCCCGGAGGGCCUCCAGGGUGGCCCGACAGCACAGUUACGACGACGAGGUCAAGGCCACCUUGGUACCUGGGCCAGGUGGGGAGGGCGGAGGAGGGGGCGAGGGCGGUUUGGGGCUGCCCGCCCCUAUGCCGAGGAGGGCGUCUGCGUACGACGUUUUUUCUGUUCCAGCCCUGAGCACGGUGACGCCGAACAGUAGUGGGCGCAGGGCGUCGUUCAGGGUGGCGCCCCCGGAGCCCUCGAGCCCCCCGAGUCCGGAGACGGCGCCCCAGGGGGCGCUGGCCGCGCCCGAGGACGACCGGCGCAAUAGGCGGCGCGGAUCGCAUUUACCGGACAUCGGGGGCCUAAGGACGAUAGCGCCGCCCCGCCCCACCCCCGCCCUCGAGGAUUUGGAGGCUGCGCCGCGACGCCAGGCGUCCGUCGACGCAGAAGCGAUCCGCAUCGUCAUCCACGACGUCGACAGCGCGGGCGGCGCGUCCGCUGCGCAGAAGCGCGUCGUGUUGCGUCGCGAUCCCGGCGACAAGGCGCAUCGCACACGUGGCUUCGGCAUGCGAGUGGUGGGGGGUAAGACGAGCACCGACGGUCACCUUUUCGCUUACGUGGUGUGGACAGUGCCGGGGGGGCCGGCGGAGAAGGGGGGGCUGCAGCAGGGCGACAAGGUGCUGGAGUGGGGCGGGGUGUCCCUGAUCGAUCGAAAUUUCGAGGAGGUGUGCGCCAUUAUGGACCAUCACACUGGGGAUACCGUGGAAUUGUUGGUGGAGCACGCCACCGAUUUGAGGAUGUGCGAUUUCCUGGACGAGCCGCCCCUGCCGCCCCCUUCUUCAGGGGUGGGGGGGCGGAAGACCUCGGAGGCGAACGUGACCGCACUGCACGUGGAUACCGAAAACGACAAGGGGCCCUCGUCGCCUACCAGGAGAAAACUACCAAAAACCCCGGAACAAUUGGCGAAGGAGCGGAUCGUCUCUGGAAGGAUCCAGAUCCAGGUGUGGUACCACGACGAGAGGAAGGAACUCGUCGUGGCUGUUUUAGCGGGGGAUGAUUUGGCCCCGAGGGAUGACACUUUGGGGUUCGGUUGUUUGCCUGAGGCGUACGCACGCCUCUGCCUCUUACCGUUGACAACGGAGGAACACUGUCAACAGACAGACGUGGCCCCCGUGAGCCAAAACCCGAUCUGGAACGCGAACUUGAGCUUCCUGAACGUCCCGGGGGACGAGCUGAUGGAGCGGGUGCUCGAGAUCACCCUCUGGGACCUCAUUCCUCACAACGAACACGCGUUCUUGGGCGAGUGCUCUGUAGACUUACAAAAAGCGUUUUUAGACGACAGGGCGGUGUGGUGCCGCCUGGAGGACCCCCGCCAACUAAGGGGCCGCUCCCCGCACACCUCCCCGCGGGGCUCUAUAGCGGGGGCUGGUAAAAGGGGCACCUUUGGCGACCAACGGAGCGUCUCCGAUGACGUCGACUCGAUCGGUGAGUGCGCGAGUCUACUGCACCCGGACCACGCGUGGGGCUCCCGGCGGGGCUCCUCGCAGUCCGAGCAGCUGGAGGUCGAAGUCUAUCAACUCGGCAAAGACUUUUCUCGCUCCCUACCCGGAUCGCGACGCUCCUCCUUCCAGAGUGCGCAGGAGCAAGCGGAAGCGGAACAGGUUGCGGUGCCUCCGCCGGCCUCUUACAGCCGGGACCGCAGGCGCAGUAGUUGCACGCGCAUGCUAAGGGACCCCGAGGAGAUCCUGAAGUCCCUGAAGGCGGUCAAGGGGGAGCUGGGCAGGACCAUGAGCCUCACGGCCGAUAAAAGGAGACGUUCGAGCACGGCCGUGCCCGCGACUCAGCGCAAGCGCAGCGUCAUGGAAAUCGUCGAGCUGCCGUGCGCAAGUCCGCCGAGCAGUCCCGAACGCUCUUCGCCCCCCCACCUCGGCCCCGGUCAAAUAAAACCGCGAGGGUUCAAGUUGAGCGGCACGAAACCGGUGGAGAUCAAACUGGGCCUGCUGAUGACCAAGGGACAGUUGGAGGUGGAGGUGGUGUGCGCGCGUCACAUCCCCAAUAAAAUCUCACCCCCGGAUACUUACGUCAAGUGUUACCUGCGAGAGGGAGAGAGAUGGUUGCAGAAGAAGAAGACGAGGGUGAGCAGGCACUCGUGCGAGCCGCAGUUCAGGCAGACGUUGAAGUAUCAGGCGUGCGACGUGCUCGGUAGGAGUCUGGUGGUGAUGCUGUGGGAACGUCAGUCGGGGUUCGAGCACAACCAGGGUCUGGGGGGCGCGGAGAUCUCCCUGGACUCCCUCACCCUCACCCACCUGGUGGUCGGCUGGUACCCCCUGUUCCCGAUCAACUCCCUCGGGAGCGACUCGAACGACUCGCCUUGACCUGCGCGCGCACCCGAAGAGAGCGACGACGAGUUCCCGUAGAGCGAGAGAGAGAGACGUUUUAAUUUGCGGGCAAAUUGAACGUUUGUUUGUCUCUUUCUCGCUCGAGGGAAGAAGAAGACAUGAUGCUCCAAGAAGAUGGACCAAAAUUUAUUAACCCCCUCCCUCUCCAAACCUCUUACCCUUCGCUGUCGUCGUCGUGUAGAUAUUUAUUAGGGAUGAACUUGAUAUCGCUUGUAUAUGUAUAUAUAUUUAUAUAUAUAUAUAUACUUAUAUAUGGAACUUCCUGUAACCCUCUGCUGUUUUUUAUUUUGAAAUUAUCCCUGUUCUUUUUUACGCAAUUUGGACGUUUGGGGGCGUCUUAGGGGCCUAAAGGAAAGUUUUCGUGUGGGAGUUAGUGUCCCUGAUGUAUCUGUAGGGUAACGUCUAAAAUUUGCUGGAAAAACCGUGAAAAUUCAUGAACUAGACGGUUUUUUUAUUCAACUUAAUUUUUUAUGAAAGCUUCGCGUAUUUUGCCUCAUAGCUUCACUUCCGUUAUUCAGAGAAUUUUUAUUUUUAUUUUAAAAGUUUCUCAGAAACUUUCUGUUGCUUUUGCAGAAAAAAUCAUGAAAAUCGACCCAGUGGAAGAUUUUUUAUUAAAUUUAUUUGACAAAAUCCAGCGGGAAAUUUGAAUGUCCCGGGUAAUUUGCGCCAUAACUUCACUUCCAGUACUCAGACCGAUCUGAUUUUUCUUUUAAUAUUUUCACCAGACCUCUUUCUAUUUAUUCUGAGAAAAUUGUGAAAAUCCAUUUAGUAGAAAAUUUUUUAAUAAUUUUUUUCUGAAAAAUCCGGCGGGAAAUUUGAAUGUCCCGGGUAAUUUGCCUCAUAACUUUACUUCCAGUACUCAGAUCGAUCUGAUUUUUAUUUUAAUAUUUUCACCAGACCUCUUUCUAUUUAUUCUGAAAAAAUUGUGACAAUCCAUUCACUAGAAGAUUUUUUAAUAAUUUUUUUUAAAAAUCAAGCGGGAAAUUUGAAUGUCCCGGGUAAUUUGCCUCAUAACUGUACUUCUAGUGCUCAGAUCGAUCUGAUUUCUCUUUUAAUAUUUCCACCAGACCUUUUUCUAUUUAUUCUGAGAAAAUCAUGAAAACUUGUUCAGUGGAGAAUAUUUUAUCAAUUUUUAUAUGAAAAACAAUUAUUUCAUUUAAAGACUAGGUUCUCCAUAAGUCUGUAUCCUACAAUUGAACUUCUAAACAAUUUUUUAUUUAAAUAUUCAUUGUGCUAUCUACUACUGAAAACUUCAUAAAACUCCUCUACUAAUAUACAGAGUGUCUCGAAAAGGUGCCCCUUACUAAAAAGCGACUUUUAGGGGCCUUUUUGUAUAAGCAAAUAAACCAAGGACUCAAGAGAAUUCCCCCUCUAAGGUUUUCGCCCCCUAAACGUUGCCAAAUUGUGCUUUUUUUAAGAACACUUUACUGUAAGGGACAAACACCAAAACUUAGACCUUAGAAUUAAACGAAAAAAUAAAAAAAUUAAAAUGAAAAAAAUUAUGUAUUAGGAGCGUAGCUGUCUUACCCUUGAUUUUCUUUCUAUUUUUUUUAAAUUUUGCAAAUAUUUAAUGUAAAUUAACUUGGGCACCCCCACCCUCGUCUUAAUAUACAGUAGCGUCAGUUUCUAAAAAACAAAAAAAGGAAAAUUUAAAAAUUGUAAAUUCUCUUUUAUGGCCUAACUUUAACCAAUGACAAUCUAUUUACUAUUUAUAGUCUAUAUAGCCAACAUCAUCAUCAUCAUCACUGUGACGACAUAUCUCGAAUGUUAUAGUGACGACAAUCUUGUGAUUAUUUUGUACUUGAAUAGGUUACCUUUUCUCUCCCCCUCCCUACUCCUCUUGUAUAUCUUCCAUUUCCAGUAGUGACCACUCAGUAUACAGUGUGUCCCAGAUAGAUAGACGCUAUUUAGGACACCCUGUAUAUUGGGUUUAAUAACAACAAUCAGCAAAGAAAUAUAUAUUAUUAUUAUUAUUAUUAUUAUUAUUAUAUAAAUGUGACUAUAGUUGUGCCACCAUAGUUUAUAUAUAUAUGAAAAAUAGAGUUUGAUUGAAGUUACAAUGUUUUCGUUUUAUGCAGGGUGGCCCAAAUUCUAUGAUUUUUUAUUUUUUAAAAAAUGGUGGUUUUACUUUUAAAAUCGGACGUUUCGUUCCCAAGAAACCAUCAUCAUCAUUAUUAUUAUUCUAUGUGCUAUGGAUUCAAACUUCCCGGGUCUUUUUUGCAGCUUAAUGGGUGCGACAGAGACAAACUUAUGGCCAAUUAAAUGUGUUAGACGGGGAGGGGUGUAUAUUUCUUUGACAUUUUGUUGUUACGCCGCCCAAAUAAGACUAAAAAUAAAAAUUCCAGGGGCGUAUUUAAAAAAGAAGGAAUUUUUUAUUUUCUUGAAUUUUUUUUGAAACUUUAAUUUUUUAAAUGCCAUUCUGGAUUAUAAUUAAAAAAAAAAUAUAUUCAAAAUAAAAGAACUGAAGUUACAGAUAUAUCCUUGUCUGUCUCGUGAUUUUAGCCAUAAGUCUAUCUCUUUCAAGUGCAUUGUACUGUAAGAAAACCAAAUUUAAUUUAAAUUUUCCGCGUUUUUUUUAAGCAUAACGAAUACGACAAAGACAAUUAGCCGUAAGCUUAUGGCUAAUUAUAUGUAUCAAACAAAGAGGGCUGUAUACUUAUUUUAAAUUUUGUUUUCAUGUCGCCCAAAAAACACAAUAAAAACAAUUCCAGGGGCGUAUUUAAAAAAAGAACAAAAUUGUAUAUUUUUUAAAAAAUUAUUCUGCCACUGGAUUUUCUAUUUAAUUUUUUUAUCAAACAAUAAUUUAAAAAAAAAAUUCUAUGAAAAAUAAUGCAAUUUAAAUUAAUUUUUUGCCGAUCCUUGUCUGUCUUGUGGUUUUCGCCAUAAGUCUAUCUCUUUCGAGCACAUUGUACUGUAAAAAAUUCAAAUUUAAUUUAAAUUACCCGCGCUUAUUCUUAGCAUGACAGAGACAAACUUAUGGCUAAUUAAACGUGUCAAACAAAGAGGACUGUAAAAUAAAACGUAAGAUAAAAAUUCCAGAACCGUAUUAAAAAAAAAUAUUUUUAAAUUUUUUACAGUUUCAAUUUUUUAAAUACGAUGCUGGAUUUUCCAUUUUAUUCUAUGAAAAAUAAUAAAAAUUAAAUUAAUGAUUUAUCGGUCCUUGUUUCUCUCGUGGUUUUUGCCCUAAGCUUGUUUCUCUCAGACACAUUGUACUGUUAAAAAUCCAAAUUAAAUUCAAAUUACCCGCGUUUAUUGUGAGUAUGAGAGAGGACAACUUAUGGCUAAUUUAAUGUGUUAGACAAAGAAGGGUAGAUAUUUUAAUGGCAUUUUAAAGUGAUUUAAAAUAAAAUAUACCCAUCACACAUUAAAGAGCUAAGCAAAGACGAACUUCUAAAGCAAAUAAUGCCCGAGAUAAAGAUAAUUAAAAAUAAAACUCGACGUUUCGUUCUUCAAAUACCAUCAUCAACCCCUGAAGAACAUUUACCCCUGGGUAACAUUUAGGCCACUCUGUACACACAGUCGCGAAUAAAUUCAAUAUAAAGUCAAUUUCACACUUUUCUAUAUACAGGGUGUCUCGAAAAAAGCACCUACUUACCUGUUGAUUUUGUAUUGAUUUUAUCGCACUGUUUAUCUAUAUAUAUAUAUACAUAUAAUUUAUACAAAAUUAUAUUUAGGCAGAUGGAAAUAUUAUAUUUAAUGAGUGUAAGUUAAACCGAAUUAUUUUUGUUAAAUUAUAUUGAGAUAAUUAU